Molecule: messenger RNA, 1866 nt
Organism: Colletotrichum destructivum
Lineage: Eukaryota; Fungi; Ascomycota; Sordariomycetes; Glomerellales; Glomerellaceae
Product: Putative flavin monooxygenase, FAD/NAD(P)-binding domain superfamily
Exons: 5
Coding region: 1-1866 (621 amino acids)
Molecular function (GO): NADP binding; N,N-dimethylaniline monooxygenase activity; flavin adenine dinucleotide binding
Source: RefSeq, a predicted model, not a curated record
AUGCCGCUCAGAGUAGCUGUCGUUGGUGCCGGACCUGCGGGCCUGGUGACGGCUAGAUACCUCAAGUGGGCGCACUUGUACUUCGCGAUUGAGCCCAUCGAGGUCCGCGUCUUUGAGGCGGAGGAGGAUAUCGGAGGCACUUUCAAGUAUAGAGUCUACGAAGAUGCAGAGCUCGUGUCGUCCAAGUAUCUCACCGCCUUCUCCGACCACCGCCUAUCGCGAGACGCUCCUGACUAUGUCACUCCGGAGCUUUAUGUGCAGUAUCUGAACGAGUAUUGUGACCGGUUUGAACUACGCCAUCAUAUCGAAUGCUCGUCCAAAGUGACACGGGUCCAUCGAGUCGAAGAUGGAGGCCACAUCGUCACUGUUACUCGCUCCAAUGGCACAACCCUGGAUUACGCAUGCGAUGCCGUCGCCGUCUGCUCCGGCCUCAACGUCGAGCCGAGGAUCCCGCCCAUUAAGGGUCUCGAAAAGGUUCCAAAGGUUCUUCACUCGUCACAAUUCAAGUCCCGAGACCAGCUACGAGACAUCAAGAGUGAGAAGCCGACUGUCGUUGUCGUCGGCACCGGAGAGACCGGCCAAGACCUCGGCCAGCUUGCCGCCACAACUGAAAACGUGCGGCACGUUGUCAUGUGUCACAGGGACGGCUUCGUCGUGGCACCCAAGACUGCGCCGGCCCCUGUCAUGUUCGGGUUUUGGGGCAAGGGCGGAGAUAUCAAGGAGAAGCCCGUUGACUGCUCCAUCGCUAGUUUGUUCGACACUGCAUAUGUGCCCCCAAAGCUUCAGUCAAGCCAACUCCUUUGGGAAUUCUACAACCGGCAGAUCGACGUCACUUUCUCGCUUAUCGGUGGAGCGGCUGUUGGUUGGGACCAACUUGUCGGCGGCAUGCCUCGGGAAAGGAUGCACAUCGAUCACUUCUUUCCGGCUAAAUCUACUCGAGCGAUUCCCUACAUUUCCGCCCCCUGGCGCCGUCCGCUAUCGACCAUGGAGCGAAUCCGUCGGUUCCUGUUCUACAUCAAGGAGUACGACGUCGACACGAAGGGUAGAUACAUUGAUGUGGCGCCGUGGCCCGAGUACGUCGAUGAAGACGGCGUCAUGCACUUCCGCGAUACCGGAAGGCCAGAGUCCGAGAAAAUGCGGCACAUGGUCGUGAAGCCAGACGUGGUCGUGUUUGCGACAGGAUACACGCGUCGGUUCCCGUUCUUGGACGAGAGUUAUGGCACACCCGACACGGCGGAUGUGCGGGCCAUAUACCACAGCAACGACGUUUCUGUUGGCUUCAUCGGAUUUGUGAGGCCUAAUCUGGGAGCGAUUCCCACCCUGGCUGAGAUGCAAACGCAGUUCUGGAUUCUUCGCCUUCUGCAGUCAAAGUACCCCAACGUCCCUGGCCUCGAGACUUCACCAAGAGACCUCCCCCUUGAUCCAAACGCCCUUCCCGGGUACGAUAUAGACUGGAAGCUCCACCCUCGUUGCGGCCGGGAUCCCUGGGCCGAGAAGCGUGGCGUUGAUCACGAGAGCUACGUCUACCAGCUGGCCCUCGACAUCGGAUCCGCCCCGCGCAUCAGCUACGUCUUCUCCAAGGGCUUCAGGGCCUUUUACACGUGGGCCAUGGGCAGCAACUUCAACGCCAAGUUCCGCCUGGUGGGCCCGUGGAAGAACGAAGAAGAGUCGCUGCGCAUCAUGCGCGGCGAGCUGUUUGACAUUGUCAAGCAGUCUGGCGGUCUCCUGUACAUGUUUUGUAAUACCGUGAUACCCUUAUGCAUGUUUGGGGCGAUGAGCGUGGCCAUUCACACCUGGGACUGGACCAAGAGCGUGUUCAGCCCGUGGAGGCGGAGGAAGGGCCAGAUUCGCCUUCCAGAAUGUUGA